AUGGGUUCGCCCGCUGACAUUCUGACCCCGCCAGGCUCUCUACCAGAAGAAGCACCCUUCGACUCCCUGUCGCAUUCACAACCUGCCACCGAAUAUGCCCCGCUGGUCAAGACGAAAAGCACCCCGAGCCUGCUCAACUACCGCUCCGGCCCCCCGCCGCCCGCCUUGGACACGGCCAAGCGCCUGAGCAUCGAUGCAGGACAACUCGAUCGCAUGGCGAGGUCGCCCAUCGUUCCAGAACAUGAACAUGGUCUAGGGUCCUCAGGCCUGCGUCGCAUUCGCCAGCAGCCCAGCUAUAAACAGUUGACCGCUCAACGGGCUACUUCGCUGAACAUCACCACCCCGCCCGUAUCAAGACACCCCUCCGAGUCGACGCCCACCGCCCCCGCCUCGCCCACGUUUGCUUUUGGCGAAGACCUCUCUCGCUUCCCCUCCGAGUCGCUGCACUCGUUCUCGUUUGCGACGCAGUCAGAGGAAUUCAUCCACAAUCGCCAAAAUGUGCUAAAACGCUCCAUCGAGUUUAUGCGCGACAGGCUGGGUUGGGCCGCGACCAACCCCGGAAUUGCAAACGCCCAGGCAAGGCUUAGUGGCGACCAAGAGGUGCAGAGCAUGAUGGAACUUCUUACUCGGGCAAACCUCAUAGGCCAGGACGGCACGGGCGCCCAUGGCUUUGGCGCGCUGGGGCCGGUGACGGGGCCAGCAGACAUGUCUGGUGACAAUCCCUUUGAAAGGGGUUUCAUGGCCGAACGCUCAGAGAGCCCAGAAAGCAUGCUGGAAACAGCAAAGCCGCCGGUCCAUCGAGCGACGGCAGGCGAUGCGGGCGACACCAGCAGCGCUUCGGACUCCCGAGGUGCCCGAAGCACGUCGAGCACCGAUCUCACUUCCGAAUCAUCAAGCUCACGCGCACCAGCAACCUCGUCUUCACCCCCGCCACCCCUGCGUCCGCAACGAGCUGCUUUGAAACGCACGCUUACUGACGUCGUGCCCCUGACCAUCCAAAGUCAACUCAACGACGCCUUGGCGCAGCCGUACCGAGUCGGGGACCAGGAAAGAGUCAGCGACGUAGUCUCACCCACGACUAUGCCCGCUUUGACACCAAGCUUCAGUAAUCAAGCAGGCCCCAAUUCUGCUGGAGCCGCGCCACACGGCCACGGCAGCAGACACGUGCCAGCUGCACAAGCCAUCUUCACUACCGAGACAGAAUCGCCAUGGACAAUCACGUCCGCCAACGACCUGGCAUGCUUGGUCUUUGGCGUCACGAGAGCUGAAGUCCGAAAGCUGGGCAUACUCGAGGUUGUACGAGAAGAUCGCAGGAAAUGGCUCGAGGGCAAGCUGAGAGACCCUGAAGUGGGCUCAAAGAAUGCACAGUCACCAGCGUCGCCAGGUGUGAACAACCUCAAGGUCGGCAGCGGGGUGACAGCGCGGUUGCUCAGCAAGGCUCCGUCGCGCGUUACGGCUGCGAGAAAAGCAAAGACGGACGAUGGCAGCGGAUCCUCGUACUAUAACGCGAAGAAGACGGGCAAGUUGAACCACGAGCACAAGGGCUCGAGGGGCGUCUUGCUAUGCGGCGACGUCAUACCCAUUCAGAAGCGCAAUGGUUCAACGGGAUCUGCCAGCCUGUGGGUGAAAGAGAAGCGAGGUAGCCUGAUCUGGGUGCUAGAGGAGAUUGCAGAAGACGUCGUGUACAUCACCGUUGAUGAAGUAGGCUGCGUAUCCAAGGGCUGGGGCGCGACAGAAGCCGUUUUCGGAAGCGAUCGGUUGCGGCGCGGCAUGGACCUGAAGCGACUAAUACCUGGCAUACCGCGACUUCGGGGCACAAACACUGGAGCGUUAGACUAUGAUUCGAUCGAUGAGUUCCGUAGCUAUACAGCUCGGACGUCAAACAGUAUCAACAUUCCGGUAACCGUGGAAGCCCUGCCCGGCGAGCCUACCUUCCGUAUCUCAAGCUUCCCGCACAUUGCUGGCAUCAUCGUUCUCUCGUCCGCCGACCUCAAGAUUACAAGUUCCAACUCGGUCUUCUCCUCGGCCUUGUUCGGACAGCCGCGCCCUGAAGGCGUCCAUAUCAGCAAGCUCAUACCCGCCUUUGACAAGAUACUGCACGUCAUGACCGAUGAAGACAAGAUUGAGCUGGUGGAUGGCAUAGUCAUUCCCGAGCACAGCUUCCGCCGCGCCCGGGCUCUGCUAGCGAUGCGCGAAGGCAGCGCAGACGCGGCUGCCAUCUUCUUGAAGCCAAGCGGCCUGCCAGCUCUCCACCGCGACGGCUCCGAAAUCAUGGUCGAUGUGCAAAUGCGCGUGGUCAAGAGCGAAAAGACGCCUCGCUUCGAUGAGAAUGUAAUCGAAGAGGAGGAUGGUUCACCGCCCAAACCCGCCAAAUGUCCUGAACUGGUCUACGCUUUGUGGAUCACGUACUCCAGGCAGCUACACGCUGCGAACCACGGUAUUGGCCCGGUGACUCCUCUCAUCUCACGACCGCCUUCGCCACGCCAACUCCAGCCCGGCCAAUCGAAUUUUACCGUUCCGCAUGAGCCAGAAUCACAUCAAUCCCAGGGCACUCCGCCUGGAGUAUCGCUCUUGACGCAACAAAUUCAGGAAGCCAUGGAGCCUAUGGCGCCACAGGAACCCCAAACCAAGUCCAUGCCGCCUCCCCCGGCGCCAGUGCAAGAAGAGCCACCUCACAAGAAGACCAUCAACGACUUUGUCGUGCUGGAAGAAAUGGGCCAGGGUGCGUACGGACAAGUUAAGCUCUGUCGGUACAAAAAGGCCAGCAACAAGAAGGUGGUGAUCAAGUACGUUACAAAGAGGCGCAUUCUCGUCGACACAUGGACGCGAGAUCGACGGCUGGGAACGGUACCUCUUGAGAUUCACGUUCUGGACUAUCUCCGCCGCGAUGGCUUCAAACACCCCAAUAUUGUCGAAAUGGCCGACUUUUUCGAGGACGAUAUCAACUACUACAUUGAAAUGAUACCGCAUGGCCUACCAGGCAUGGAUCUUUUUGAUUACAUUGAGCUGCGAGUCAACAUGGAAGAGAAGGAGUGCCGCAAGAUCUUUGUUCAAGUUGCUGAGGCGGUACACCACCUGCACACGAAGGCAAAGGUCGUGCAUCGUGACAUCAAGGACGAAAAUGUAGUGCUCGACGGUGAAGGCAAUAUCAAGCUCAUCGACUUUGGAAGUGCAGCAUACAUCAAGAGCGGGCCUUUUGAUGUCUUUGUGGGCACCAUCGAUUACGCCGCUCCUGAGGUACUAGCUGGGAAAGCUUACCGCGGCAAGGAACAAGAUGUGUGGGCCCUCGGCAUCCUCCUUUACACCAUUGUCUACAAGGAGAACCCGUUCUACUCAAUUGACGAAAUCAUGGACCAUGAUUUGCGCGUGCCUUGGGUCAUGUCGGAGGAAAGCAUUGAUCUCAUCCGGUUGAUGCUGGACCGGGAUGUGGAGAAGAGAAUUACAAUUAGCAUGGUACUGGAGCAUCCGUGGUGUAAAGGCAUUAGUGGAGGUACUGCUGAAGAUGGUUCUGUCCCUGCUCCUGGUGUCAGUGGAAGUAGUGGUGUUGUGGGUGAGGUUGGACAAUAA
This is a messenger RNA of Exserohilum turcica Et28A, 3567 nucleotides long. RefSeq lists its product as uncharacterized. Gene Ontology annotation, biological process: negative regulation of glycogen biosynthetic process; protein phosphorylation; intracellular signal transduction. The transcript has 3 exons. Gene Ontology annotation, cellular component: nucleus; cytoplasm; cytosol. Lineage: Eukaryota; Fungi; Ascomycota; Dothideomycetes; Pleosporales; Pleosporaceae. Gene Ontology annotation, molecular function: ATP binding; protein serine/threonine kinase activity. The coding region runs from base 1 to 3567 and encodes 1188 amino acids. The record is from RefSeq and is a predicted model, not a curated record.